GAAUAACUGAAGUUUAUUUUUUAAAAAAAACAUCGUCUAAAUGAUGACCCUCUCUACGACGACACUCCUCUAAUCGCAAACGGAAGUUAUUGAAAACUUUCUUCAGUAAUGCUGCCAUUUCACCACGGAUAUUCUCCUUGAGCUGAUCUAUGUUUUUCGGAUUAUUGCUGUAGACUUUGUUCUUGAGGUAUCCCCACAAAAAAAGUCAGGAGGCGUCACGUCUGGACUACGUGGGGGCCAUGGGAUAUCACCUCUUUUUGAAAUCAGUCUGCCAGGGAAAAUCUGUUUCACAACCGCCAUGGAGUCAUUUGAUGUGUGACAGGUAGCUCCGUCUUGUUGAAACCAAGUCCUAGAAUUCACUAUUCUUGAAUUUUCAAGCUCUGGAGCCAAAAAACCUUCCAACAUCGCAACAUAGCAUUCGGUAUUAACAGUGACGUUUUGCCCCCGCGCAUUUUCAAAGAAAAACGGUCCAAUUAUUCCUCUACCAGAGAUUGCUGCCCAUACUGUCACUUUAGGACUAUGCAGUGGUUUCUGGUGCUUGAGUUUGGGAUUCUCCGGUAACGACAAUUUUGACAAUUUACGAACCCAUUGAUAUGGAAGUGGGCCUCAUCUGAGAAAAGGAUAUUGUCAAAAUUGGAAAAUCGAUUAAGCAUUUCAUUAGCAAAUGCGAGCCUUGCUCCGAAGUCAGACACUUUCAAUUCUUGUGUUAACUGCAGCUUGUAAGGAUGCAGUUUAAGAUCUAAGUUUAAAAUUCGUUGCAAACUUCGUCUCGAUAAGUGUAAGACAGACGAUCUCUUGCGAGUAGACAUUUGUGGAUCUCCUCUUGAUAUUAGAUGUUCUUGGUCGACCUUUUGCUUGUGGUUUAAACGUUGAACCAGUCUCUUCAAAACGCUGUACCCAUAUUUUAAUUAAAUUAGCACUCGGAGCUGCACUAAUUUGCCGUAGUCCAUAUUCAGAACAAUAUAAACGCCUAGUAACGAUGUAUGAACGAGAGUUCUCGUAAAAUGCGCGCACGCAAAAUGCGCGACGCUUCCCGUCGAAGUGACUCAUAGUGACUAAGGCCUUGGCCACACUAGACGGAAAUUCCGUCGCCGAACUUUCGCGGCGGUCAAUCCUGUAUUUCAAUCAGCUACACUGUAUUUCAGUGGCAGAUCAUCAGUCGGCUGCCUGCGCUUAUACGGUGUGGUCGUAAUUCGUGAUGGAUCCGAUAGAAGUGAUAGCUAUUUAUGAGGCAUUAGAAGAAGAAACCGUAAAUAUUGGGUUCAUCCCCUAAAUACUCUUCGACUAGAAAUUGGGCAAUUUCAUACCCUGUUUAUGCAACUAAGACUUAAUCCAGAUAAAGCAUUCGAAUAUUAUCGUAUGUCCAUACAAUCAUUUGAUGUAUUGCUGAAUUUAACCUAGGACUACAUUACCAAGGAAAAUACAAAACUUAGAACAGCUGUACCUCCCGAAGAAAGGCUGACCGUUACAUUAAGGCUCACUCGGCACUAAACAUGACGAGUUUAUGGUGGCUAUGCGGCGCCACAACGUUGAUUUGAUGGCUCUCAACGAGACCUGGUUGCGGGCGGGGCAAGACGCUCGCGCCCCUGAACUCGCGGACUACAGGCUGAGACACACGCCGCGCCCAACCAGUGUCCGCUCGCGCGGAGGUGGCGUUGGAUAUUACAUUAGGAAAGGUCUGACAGCGCGGGUCUUGCAACACCCUGUUACGUCUAUGGUAGAAUGUAUGCAAGGUAAAACGUUGGUUGUAGGCACGGCAUACCGACCGCCGUGGUUGGAUCCGGAUUUAUUUUUUAGUGCUCUAACGGAAACCAUAGGAUCAUUUGUGUGGACAGAUUACCUAAUCUUAAUAGGAGAUUUUAACAUAAAUGUUCUAGACCACAAGCACCCUAACUGUAGAAACUUUGAAUUGUUUCUCAAAACUUCCAACCUGUCACAGCACGUUUCUCAACCCACGCAUUUUACUGCUCAGUCGGAGACCCUUAUUGAUUGUGUUUGUACUAACGUUUCUAUAACAAACUUAACAAUAGACUAUAUUGAGUCACUCAGUAGUCAUGCUUUUAUAACUUGUAGUCUGAACAUACGGAAAGAUAAAAUACAACCCAAGUGUAUUACAUACAGACCCUUAAGAAAUAUUGACAUUAAAUCAUUUAACCAAUCAUUAGACAACAUACACUGGACCAAUUUAUUACUAUUAAAUAAUAUACACGACAUCGUCUCUCAUUUGACCUUUUAUAUUAAAUCAUUAUUUGACUUUCAUGCACCUAAAAAAACAACAAAAAUAAAAAACAACCGAUAUCCAUGGAUCACUUAUAAUAUGGAAAUGAUUAUGAAGUGUCGCGAUGAAGCCCAUAUCUUGGCAAAAAAAUCUAAACUUGACGUAAAUGUUGAGAGAUACAAGCAUUUAAAAAAAUACGUAACACAAGCUUUAGAAAGAGAAAAACAAGCGUACUUCAGUACAUACGUAAACGCAAAUUCUCGCAAACCUAAAAAAAUGUGGAAACAUAUAAAGGACCAGGUAAGAUUAAAACCUAAACAUGACACUACUACCCUCUCACCUCAACAAUCCCGAAGACAUAACAUUCCAGGUACUAACAAAAUAACGCUUCCAACCCGAACAUAUUUUGAGUCACACCGUCAUGGCACAGCGUUCUUUAAAUUUGAACACGUGGAUGAAAACAUGGUUUUAACAGCAAUCAAAGAAAUAAAAUCACAGGCUGUUGGAUUGGAUGAUGUGUCUCUUGAUAUGUUACUCCUUACCUUGUCACAUACACGCCCAUAUUAACACAUAUUAUUAACACCUCGUUUCAGUCUAGCACCUUUCCAGAUCUCUGGCGCCACGCACUAGUGCGACCUUUACCUAAAAAAGAUAUCCCUGAACUGUACACAGAUCUUCGCCCAAUUAGCAUACUUCCUUGCGCAUCGAAAAUUAUUGAAAAAAUUGUACACAAACAAUUAAUGCGUUUUUUGGAAGCUAAUAAUAUAUUACCGGACCACCAAUCAGGAUUCAGGAAAAAAAGAGGUACUACCACUGCUUUACUGGAUGUAGUUGACAAUAUCUUGGAGGCUCAGGAGGAAGGUAAAGCCACUAUGCUAGUACUGCUUGAUUAUUCCCGGGCAUUCGAUACUGUUAAUACAUCAUUAUUAAUUUCCAAGUUAAUGUACUACGGAUUGAGCCCGGAGGCUGUACAAUGGUUCAGUUGCUAUCUAAAUAACAGAACCCAAACAGUUGCAGUCAAAGAUUAUAACGGCAGUUAUCAACUAUCUAGCUGUGCUCCUAUCAACAGAGGAAUUCCCCAGGGAUCAAUUUUAGGACCACUUCUCUUUAAUUUAUAUAGUGCAGAUAUAAUCUACAACAUAAAAAAUACAAAGUAUCAUAUGUUCGCUGACGAUAUUCAAUUGUAUAUCUCAUUUAAUCCCAAGGAUACGUUACAUGCCACAAAUUUGUUAAAUUCCGAUCUUAAUGAAAUUUGCAGUUGGUCAGACCGUAACUCAUUAAUUUUAAAUCCCUCAAAAACAAAAUUUAUAAUCCUUGGCACCCCUAUGUCAGUGAAAACGACUGAGCAGUACAAUCCGAAGGUCAUGAUUAACAACACAGAGAUUGAGCGGGUCCACGGGGCGCGUAACUUAGGUUUAAUAAUUGACGAAAACAUGCGCUUCGAAAAAUAUAUAAGCCGAGUGUUAUCGAAUUGUUUUUAUAGACUGAAAGUUAUCUACAAAAUUCAAAAAUAUCUAAGUACAGAACUUCGAGUCACAUUAUGUGACGCGCUUGUACUAUCAAAGCUUAAUUACUGUGACGUGGUGUAUGGUCCAAGGUUUCUGUACAAAACAAAAUGUUCCAUCCAACGAUUACAAAAUGCAUGCGCCCGAUUCUGCUGGAAUAUUCCGCCCAGGCAACACAUAACUCCAUACUUAAAACACGCCAAUAUACUUAACAUGGAAGGUCGGAGGUGUCUGCAUUUAGCAACGUUGCUUUUCGGUAUCAUACACACUAAAGUACCCCUUUACUUGUAUAAUAAACUUGAAUGGCUAGGGCAACGCAGUGCUAAUAAUAUAAAGACCAGAUCUGCCUCGCAGAUAUUAGCGGUGCCCCGGCAUCAUUCAACAGCGUUCAGGGGUAGUUUCCGAUACAGUGCUACUAAGUGCUGGAAUAAUUUACCGCCACCUUUAAGACUAUUAAAAAUGUCCAAAAUUUUAGAUUGAAAUAUAAAAAAACUAUUUUAGAAUCAUUAUAUAAUAAUUAUCCUUGAUGUGCAAUGUAUCUUAUAAAUUAACACAAUUCUGUAUUUUUAUCAUUAUUUAAUGUUCACCAAUAUAUUUAUAUCUCAUUUAUAGUACCUAAUGCCACCUUUAUUAUAUUAUAUACAGUUACGUAUAGUUUAUAGUACGAUUUAAUAUUUAUUAUUAUUACAAUUAUUUACUUAUUUUUAUUUUAUUACACUACUUACUUUGAUAUCUACGCAAAUUAAUUUGCAAUAGGAAGACUAAAGGAACUUUCUACUUCAAAUGUCAUGAGGGGCUGCUGAAAACCAGUGUUGUGUUGGUGUCUUCUGCACUGACACAACAAUAUACUGAGUCAGCUCCUUUUAGCAGGGAAUCACGCUCACACUGUUAUUUUUAUUUAUUUAUUAUUAUUUUUUUAUAAUAUUUGUUACGUUAUUUAAUUUAGUAUUUUAAUAUUUUAAUUCAUAUUGUAAUUUAUUGUGUUUUG
Leptidea sinapis is the source of this 4711-nucleotide messenger RNA. RefSeq lists its product as uncharacterized. The record is from RefSeq and is a predicted model, not a curated record. The transcript has 2 exons. Gene Ontology annotation, molecular function: catalytic activity. Bases 1505 to 2785 code for a protein of 426 amino acids. NCBI's taxonomy places the organism in Eukaryota, Metazoa, Arthropoda, Insecta, Lepidoptera, Pieridae.